Molecule: messenger RNA, 2435 nt
Organism: Poeciliopsis prolifica (blackstripe livebearer)
Lineage: Eukaryota; Metazoa; Chordata; Actinopteri; Cyprinodontiformes; Poeciliidae
Product: hemicentin-1-like
Exons: 12
Coding region: 351-2369 (672 amino acids)
Source: RefSeq, a predicted model, not a curated record
AGCAACUAGUAACAGUAGGCUCGUCCCCUUUUGCCAUCUUUAACUCUGGGCCUGGACUGAUGUUAACACCAGCUUGAUCUUCUCUCUUGUUAUCUCUGCUUCAACUUUUGAUAAAAGCUUGUUCCAGUCAGAGAGAUGAAGAAGCUCUGUCACCUGUAUAACAACAUCCUGAUAGUCGGCAUUUACUGAUUGUCUUCGGUCCUCCAGGUGCUUUGGGUGCUUUGGGUCCUUGUGGUAAUAAGCUUUCACCAAUUCAAUUGCAAGGACUGGCUGGAUCUUGUUUGGAUGUCCAAUGUGAAUUUGAGCCCUUUCCAGGAUUUAACAGCAGCAAACCCAUUUACGCAAUAUGGAUGAGAUAUUUUCCGAAUUUGACAACAAAUCAAGUUUUUUUUAACAGCAGUGGUUCAAUUAACACCCGUCAAAUGGAAAUAACUGGAGAUUUGACAAGUAACAACUGCAGCACUCGGAUUUCUGAUUUAACAGCAACUCAUAGAGACAAGUACAUCUUAAGAAUUGAGAAUGAGGGAAUAAAAAAGACAUUUUGUGAAAAUUUGGUGAUAGUAACAGUUGUAGAAACUGCUUGGGCUCCCACCAUUGAUGUUUCUCGAAGUAAUCUGAAGGAGCGUCAGUCUGUAACUGUAUCCUGCUCAGCUUAUACUCCCUGUGUACACUCACCUCCUGAACUCACCUGGAAUCUCAAAAGAGACUCUAUCGGAGAAGAAUUCGGGAAAAAUUAUGGAACCCAUUUCACUAGAAUCAACAAUACCAUCAAGCUUACAUACCACCAUGAUGGAUUAAACAUCAGCUGUUCUGCAAGAUAUCCUGUAAAAGGACGAUUCAAACAUUCACGAGAGUCAGUAAGGACUCUCAAUGUUUCAUAUGCUCCUAAAAGAACCGCAGCAUCCAUCCGUCCAUUAUCUGUAGUGUCAGUAGGUAACUUGGUGGAGCUGAUCUGCUUCAGCAGAGCCAAUCCUCCACCCACAUUCGCCUGGUUCAAGAUCAUCGAAGUUGACCCCGUUAACGACUCUUCAGUGUACAGCAUGAUCUUCACUGAAACUGAGCGAGGAGACUAUUUCUGUGAGGCCAGCAAUGACCUUGGUACUGAGAGAUCGAACGGCAUCUGUCUUGACCACAUUGAUUUUCCUGUGACUCUCACUAUUAAUAUCCCUUUUGGUGAUCUGAAGGAGCAUCAGUCUAUCACUGUAACCUGCUCAGCUUCAACUCCAUGUGCAUUCGCACCUCCUGAACUCACCUGGAAUCUCCAACAAGACUCUAUAAGACAAUUAGAGGGAACCACAGAUGGAACCUUUGUCAGUAAACUCCAGGAGACCAUCAUUCUGUCAGACACACAUGAUGGAUACAACAUCAGAUGUUUUUCCAAACGUUCAGCGUCUGGAGGAAACAAGACAACAGAGACAGAAGUGACUCUCAGUGUUUUAUAUGCUCCUAAAGACACCUCAGCAUCCAUCAGUCCAUCAGGUUUGGUGUCAACAGGUAGCUGGGUGGAGCUGAACUGCUCCAGCAGAGCCAAACCUCCACCCAGAUUCACCUGGUUCAGGCUCAGCGGAGGUGGAGCGAUUGAACUAUCUGAAGGGCAGGUUUACAACUUCAGUGUUACUACCACUCAAGAAGGAGAAUAUUACUGUGAGGCCACAAAUGAGAUAGGGAGUGAGAAAUCAACAGGCAUCUGUAUUGGCAUCAGUGAUGCUCUUUUGACUGCAAACAUUAAUAUCCCUGUUGAUGAUCUGAAGGAAGGCCAGUCUGUCACUAUAAGCUGCUCAGUUUCAACUCCUUGUCCACAAAUUGAACUCACCUGGAAUCUCAAACGAGACUCUCUCAGACACACAGAGGGCAACACAGAUGGAACCUUUACAAAUAAAAUCCAGGAGAUUAUCACUCUGUCAGACACACAUGAUGGAUACAACAUCAGAUGUUCUGCCAGAUAUCUUGUGAUUGGAGGAAUCAAGACAGCAGAGACAGAAGUGACUCUCAGUGUUUCAUAUGCUCCUAAAGACACCUCAGCAUCCAUCAGUCCAUCAGAUUCGGAGCCAGAAGGUAGCUGGGUGGAGCUGAACUGCUCCAGCAGAGCCAAACCUCCACCCAAAAUCACCUGGUUCAAGACAGGCCGCGAAACAAUCAAGAAAGUAUCUUCAGACAGCAUUUUCAAGAUUAAAUUCACUGGGGGCGAUGAGUACUACUGUUUAGCUUCAAAUAAGCUGGGUAAACAGAAAUCAUCAAUGAUCAGUCUCAAAUCACAAGGUGGAAGUGGACUUGGAGUCUGGAUUUUUGCAAUAAUAGGGGUCUUGGUAAUGAUAGCUGUUGGCUGUGCAGUCUUCAUCCUUGACAACUACUUCACUUCCUCCUCGUAGUAUUAGUCAAGCUCAUGUGUUGCGCUCGUGUGCAACACUAAAAAUAAAAUGCUGCAACCCGCUUCA